UAAAUGAAUCGCCGUAACUGCGCCUUUUGUUUUUCAUUUCUGUAUUAAUAACUCUCUCUCUCUCUCCACCGCCACCAAUUUCUCUAUCUCCACUCCAUUUCUUCUCACAUAUUAAUGACGCUGAAACCUUAAAAACAUCUCGCUCUGGAUUUGCGUACGCAGCAGCAGCUACGUAUUUGUAUACGUACAUACGGUGUAGUGUAGAGCAGACAUGGCGGCGGGCUACAGAGCGGACGACGACUACGAUUACCUCUUCAAGCUGGUGCUGAUCGGCGACUCCGGUGUCGGUAAAUCCAACUUGCUCUCGAGAUUUACUCGGAAUGAGUUCAGCUUAGAGUCCAAGUCUACUAUAGGCGUGGAAUUCGCCACACGGAGUAUACGCGUCGAUGAUAAGAUUAUCAAAGCUCAGAUUUGGGAUACCGCUGGUCAAGAACGAUACCGCGCAAUAACAAGUGCCUACUAUCGAGGGGCUGUUGGUGCGUUGCUUGUUUACGAUGUUACUCGACACGUCACAUUCGAGAAUGUUGAAAGAUGGUUAAAAGAGCUCCGAGAUCACACGGACCAAAACAUUGUUAUCAUGCUUGUGGGCAACAAGGCAGAUCUACGUCAUCUACGAGCUGUCUCCACUGAGGACGGUGCGGCCUUUGCUGAGACAGAAAAGACCUACUUCAUAGAGACAUCUGCCCUUGAGUCUUUGAAUGUCGAGAAUGCUUUCACAGAAGCACUCACCCAAAUAUACCACGUGGUCAGUCGUAAAGCGCUUGAUAUUGGUGAUGAUCCAGCAGCCUUGCCCAAAGGGGAAACUAUAAAUGUUGGGUCAAAGGAUGAUGUGUCGGCUGUGAAAAAGGUCAGUUGCUGCUCCGUAUGAUCACAAAAUUGGCGCCAACUGGGCAUUAGAUUGGAUUUAAAGGAAUAGUGCCAUCAGUGCGUUCGUUUGUGGUUGCUCUCUCCUCUCGGUGACUGGUGAGGUUGCCAUCAGUUUUUGGAGUUAGCAACGGGUCAAACGAACGUCAGUUCUGUGGUGUUUUACCUGGCUUUCCUACGUUGUAUUGUUUCACUUAAUGACUCUUGAGGAUUUGUAUUGUUUUCACAACUUGCUUUCUGGCUGUUAACCAAAAUUAUUACAAUGUUUUGUUUAGACAUCGUCUGCUCCUUGCAUAAUGUAGUAAGAACUAUGCAAGUCUGUGAUUCUUGGAUUUGCAAUUCAAUUAAA
This is a messenger RNA of Sesamum indicum (sesame), 1213 nucleotides long. Its product is annotated as ras-related protein RABA1f. Gene Ontology annotation, molecular function: GTP binding; GTPase activity. NCBI's taxonomy places the organism in Eukaryota, Viridiplantae, Streptophyta, Magnoliopsida, Lamiales, Pedaliaceae. The record is from RefSeq and is a predicted model, not a curated record.